Messenger RNA from Trypanosoma brucei brucei TREU927, 1551 nucleotides. RefSeq names its product guanine deaminase, putative. The record is from RefSeq and is a predicted model, not a curated record. The transcript has a single exon. Gene Ontology annotation, cellular component: cytosol. NCBI's taxonomy places the organism in Eukaryota, Euglenozoa, Kinetoplastea, Trypanosomatida, Trypanosomatidae. Gene Ontology annotation, molecular function: guanine deaminase activity; zinc ion binding. The coding region runs from base 1 to 1551 and encodes 516 amino acids. Gene Ontology annotation, biological process: guanine catabolic process.
AUGGAAACCGCCGUGCCUGUGCGUUAUUUCCUUGGGACUCUCAUUGAGGCCCCUGCGCGUGACACCUUAAUUUUCGCUCCCCGCUCUCUUGUCUGCGUUGGUGCUGACGGCUGUAUUACCGCUGUCCUCCAACCCAAUGACAUAAAAAAUGAAAGCGGUGUGAGCGGCGGCGGUGGAAGUGGUUGUGGAGGGAAAAGCGACAAUGAAACAUACGAGCAAACGCUUAAGGAAGCCCGGAGGUCCGGAGCACUCACAGUGCUGAAAGACCACCAAUAUCUUCUUCCAGGUCUUAUUGAUCUCCAUGUGCAUGCACCGCAGUGGCCCCAGCUUGGAAAGGCGCUUGAUCGGCCGCUCGAAAUAUGGCUGCAUGAGUAUACUUUUCCACUCGAGGCGAAGUACGCCGACCUCGACUUUGCAGCCACAUCAUACAACUCCCUUGUUUCAACAUUAUUGGCACACGGAACUACGACGGCUGUGUACUUCGCUACAAUCCACGUGGAUGCAAGUCUUUUGCUGGCACGCGUAUGCCUCGAGAAAGGUCAGCGCGCCGUCGUUGGCCGCGUUGCAAUGGAUUUGGCAUCGCAGUGCCCAGCUUAUUACCGGGAUGCAAGCCCCCAGGAAUCUAUUGAACGCUCCGAAAUUUUUAUUCAGGCUGUCCGCAAGCUUCCCGGCAAUGACAAUAGCAGUCCUCUUGUGCUCCCUGCUGUAGUCCCGAGAUUUAUUCCAACAAGCAGCGAUGAGGCGCUUCAGGGUCUUGGUCGUCUGGUCGCCAAGUACGGCUGCCACGUGCAGUCACACGUGUCGGAGAGCGACUGGGAGCAUCACCACGUGUUGGAGCGCUGUGGUAAACCAGACGCCUUCGCUCUGGAUGAUGCCGGCCUGCUGACGCGGCGCACGGUCCUCGCUCACGGAAAUUUCCUCUCAGAUGCGGAUAUGAAACUUUUGUGUUCUCGUGGUUCCGCGGUGGCGCACUGUCCGCUUUCGAACUUUUAUUUUUCAGGUGCCGUUUUCCCGCUGCGUCGUGCUUUGGACUUCGGGCUGCGCGUCGGUCUCGGGACGGAUAUCUCCGGGGGACCUUCACCUGCAAUUUGGGAUGCCGCCCGUGAUGCCUUAAUGGCCGCUCGUGCACUUGAGAGUGGCGUCGACCCAACAACUUCAAAGGAGGAACGUGGUGGCCGGCGUCAUGCCAAUCCGGAGCAAAGCAAAGCGGAAGACUCAAACGGAAAAAAGGGGGAAAACCCGCGUGUUGGCGGUUCAGCUGCAGAGUCACGAGAUUCAACUUCAUGCCGCAUCAAUUCUGUGGAGGCCUUUUGGUUGGCGACAACACGUGGAGGUGAGGCUUUGGAUCUUAAAGUUGGUCGGCUCGCCGCUGGAUUUCACUUUGAUGCAGUUGUUGUGGAUGUUUCCGUUCCCACUGGCGGUGUGCACAUCUUUCAAGGUCUUGACGGACCCCGUGACAUCUUUGACAAAAUUGUCUACGGUGCGUCCGCAGCAAACGUUGUUCAGACAUAUGUGGCCGGCCGCUUGGUCCACGGGAGGGUAGAACUUUAG